AUGGGAUACCACUUAAACAAGACUAGAAAAUCUGGAAAGAGAAAACUCUCAUCUGAAUCCUCAACCUCCACUGACUAUUCCUCUGCCACAUCAUCGUCACCAUCCUCUGAUGAAUUUGAGUUCUCAAAACGGCACAAACGCACCCAAAAACGACGGCAUGGUAAAGAUCGGGAUGAAGGGCGUAAAAACAAGAAACCACGAAGAGAUCAUAAAGAGAAGAAGAAAAAGCAUACUAAAGAAACUAGAAAGGAGAAAAGAAGAGAGAAAAAGAAAAGAAGGUAUGAGUCAGACGACCAAAGUGGGUCUGGAUCGGAGGAUUUGGAGCCCAAGAGACCCCGAGAGGCUCCACACGUUGUGGCUAAGUAUAUAUUAAAUGAGUUUUCAGGUGUUGCUGGGGACUUAGAACAGCUUUUGCGAAUGAUUGAUGACGGACAAGCUGUUGAUAUAAGCGGAUUAUCUGAAAGGUCAUUGAUCAAGCAUCUGAGAAAGCUGUUUAUUUCUUUAAACCUUAAAGAAAGUGGUGAUCAUAUUUUUCUGCUUCCACCAAAUGUGGGCCCAACAUUGGAGGUUGUUGGACCAAUUAUCCACUCCCAUGCCCAACCUCAAAAGCAGCCGCUUGAUCAUCCUGUAUCACAGACAGAGGACUCUGUGAGGGAAGAUUCAGAAUGCAGAAAUAUGACUGAAAAUGAUUUGAAUGAUACGAAGGAAGAUUCUGUUGGUCCACGAAGUAGGAUAAUUGGACCUGAAAUGCCGUCAGCUGAGUUGCUUGCUGUAGCAGCUAAAUUAACUGAAGCAGAAGCUGAAUUGAGAGAGGCCGAGUUGAUUGAAGACACGAAAUUAUUUAUAGGACCUCCACCUCCUGCUGUGGUCACCGAAGCUGAGUCUGCAAAUGAGGCAGAGCGUUUUGAAGAGAUUACAAGAAUUAUGGGCGCUGAGGAUGAUAGUCCGUACGAUAUUCUGGGUGUCAACAAAAAUAUGUCAGCUGAGAACAUAAAGAAAAGGUACUGGAAGUUGUCUCUUAUGGUGCACCCUGACAAAUGUUCUCACCCACAAGCUCAUCAAGCAUUCGUUAAAUUGAACAAAGCUUUUAAAGAUUUGCAAGAUCCAGAUAAGAGAAAAGCGCUGGAUGAUAAAAUAACGCUCAAGGAGGAACAAGAGGAAUUUAAGGCAGAAUUGAAAUCCAUGCGUGAGGCUGCACAAUGGAGACGUUUGCAAGGUAUAUCCAUGGAGGGUGAUGACAUACUCUUGGCCGAGAUGGAUGUUAAAGUUGAGCCGAAAAGAGAAGAAUGGAUGACAACAUUACCACCUGAAAGAAAACCUGGUAUGACCAUGCAGUCGACAAAGUUUAGCAAGAGCUCGAAAGAAGGACGAGGUGAUACAAGUGCCUGGACGGAUACUCCUUCAGAAAAGGCUCAGAAAGCAAAAUUGAAUUACUUGGAAGCCUACAAUGAGGCUACUGCAAUUGCUUCGAAGGAGCAUGAAAAGAAAGCAGCUAAUACCGAUGCAGAAUUGGUGGACCAGUAUAAUAAAGCGAAACGAUCAAAGUCAUUGGUUGAAAAGCACAAAGAAUCAGCCAGGAGUAGUUCAAAGAAAAAGUCGAAGCAGGAGCCAGUGAAAGAGGACUGGGUGGGAAAUCAUCCAUGGAAACCUUGGGAUCGGGAAAAUGAUUUGACUGCGGGAAGGCAAAAGGUUAAAUUAGAUGCUGAAAACAUGGCCGCGGGCCUGACUUCCAGAUUUGCCUCGGGAUCUUUCCAAAGAAACUUCCUCUAG
Messenger RNA from Fraxinus pennsylvanica, 1770 nucleotides. The record is from the annotation of a GenBank genome assembly. NCBI's taxonomy places the organism in Eukaryota, Viridiplantae, Streptophyta, Magnoliopsida, Lamiales, Oleaceae.